CUUCUCCCUCCGUCUCUCACUCCUCUCUGUACUCGGUAUGUCUUGGCCGUCAGCAGAACAGGCAGGAGAGCUCUCGGAAUAUUUGUAGUAAGGCGCGGUGAGGACUAGAAGCUUUGUUGUCAGCAUCAGGCGGAUCCGGUCUCCUCUCUGCGGCUCCAUGGCCUAAAUCUGGACCGGCGGUGGAUCCGCUGCAUCUGAAGCCUUCGAGAUGCCCCGAGGUCUCUGCAGCUGCACAACAACACCGUCACCGUUACCGGCCCGGGGACACAGCUAUGGUUUUCAGACGGAGAGCCAGGAUGUUGCGAUGGCUAGUGUGUGGUCGUUUGGGUCCAGUUUGGAUGUGGAAAGCACUGCUGCUAUUUGCGGCAAUUGCUUUCGCUGGGCAACUGCUGGGAGUCAUCUUCAACAAGAGUGUCCAGCCAGCUGCUCACUCCAUCUUCUCAUCCCCUGAUGCUCAGGGGCCCUCUCUAGGCUCCUGUCAGCCUCAUACCCACAUCAUGUUUCUCAAGACCCACAAGACAGCCAGCAGCACGGUACUCAACAUGCUCUACCGAUUUGGAGAGGAGCGCAACCUCCGCUUCGCCCUGCCGCUGGGCUACCAGCUGGGCUACCCGCUGCCCUUCAAUGCACACAGGGUCAAAGGCUAUCGAGGUCCCAGAGCCAUAGAGUUUCACAUAAUGGGCAAUCACAUGAGAUUUAAUAAGCUGGAGGUGGAGAAGGUGAUGCCUGCAGACACAUUCUACUUCUCCAUUAUCAGGGACCCAGUCACUCUAGCUGAGUCUUCCUUUGCCUAUUAUAAAGAGGUAGCACCUGCUUUUCGGAAAGCCAAAGGCUUGGGUGACUUUGCUGAUGACCCGAGGAAAUACUAUGACCCUCGUCUCCGCAACAAUCACUACGCCCGCAACCUGCUGUGGUUUGACUUUGGCAUGGACCAUAAUGCUAAUUUCUCCAUGGCACUGGCUCAGCGUGGUGAGGCCAUGAUCCGUCGGACCUUCAAGCUGAUUCUGGUGUCAGAGUACUUUGACCAGUCCAUGAUCCUGCUGAGACAUGCCCUCUGCUGGCCGCUGGAUGCUGUAGUCUCCUUCAGCCUUAACGCUCGGCAGCAGAAGCCCAUUAGCACUGGGGGGAUGAGUGGGAACUGGGUGGGCAAAGCGGCAGCUGCAGCUGCUAUUGGUGUUAGAGCUGGACGUUCACAACCCAAGACACCACCUAAUCUAUCACUAACAGAGGAUCAGCGAGAGAAGCUACGACAGUGGAAUGCCUUAGAUUGGUACCUUUACAAAGUCUUCAAUCGGACCUUCUGGGAGGAAAUUGACAGGUUUGGUCGUGCCCAGAUGGAGCAAGAAAUGACUCUUCUCAGGACGCGGCGAGAAGAUCUGGCCCGGGUCUGUCUCAGGGAUGGUGGAAAGCCUGUGGAGGCACAACGGAUCCGAGACAAAAAUAUCAGGCCCUACCAGAGUGGAUUAGUGAAGAUUCUUGGCUAUGAGCUCCAGCCAGGGCUGGACAAUAUAACUAUGAUGGCCUGUCUGAGGAUGAUCAGACCUGAGAUCCAAUACAAAGAUGUGUUGGAUACUAAACAGUUUCCACGGGCUCCUGCUGUCCAGGCUCAGUCAGGGCAACUGAGCCAGGGGCUAAUGGCAGCAGCCGGUGGCACUUUUUUAAGACAGGAUUCUUCCAGGACAGGAGAGAAAGUGGUCAGGGGAGAGGCCGUAGGGAGGACGCUGGAAGAAGGGGAGAAGGACUGGGAUGGAAGCCGUUUAAUGAGGAGCAACCAGACUUUGAUACGACCGCAAGAAAGAGAAAAGUUAAGAUAGUUUGAGGAGAGUUUCCUUUGUAAAUAUGGUACUUGAGUCUUUGAAAAGAUGGACUAAAGACCCUGCAAACUCAGUCAAGUUUGGUUUACACAUGAAAAAACAAAGAGCUCCUCCUUUGCACUUUUGGUUGUUUUCAAUAAUUGCUUUUGGUUAGGGUGACUGUCUGGACCGGGAUCUUUCAAUGACUGCAGCAAAGGGAAGAAGGGUUGUAUGUUCUGUUUUUUGUAAUAAUGAGAGGAAUUCAAAAAGUGCUUGCAGGCAUUUGUGACAGUUCAAAUUUUCUUACUGAAUCAUACACAUAUACAAAGCCCCAGUCUGUGCCUCUCGUGUAAUACCAUUACACUGAGUUACUUAGUUAAAUCAUUUCUUUUCAAAUUUGAAAUUUUUGUAAAAACACGGGUUAUUUAAAAACACUAAAGGUAUUUCCAGAUUCCUCAAAGACUCCACUUGAAAUUGGAAUGAUGAAAUACUCUAUUUGCUAUACAAUUUUUAAAAACAAACUUAUUCCCAUUUAUUAAUCAAAACAGUAGCUGAAAAUGUAAAGUUUCUAAAAUCAGUAUACAGACAAAACAUUUAUUGUCAAUUGUCCUUGUCUAAGCUGAUGGCUCUGUCAGUUAUUUUAUUUGCAUACAAAAUGAUAUGCCUUUCCACCUGGACUUGGAAAAAGAGCUUCCUGGGAAAAUAGAUUAAGAAAUGCAAUAAAACAUGCAGGAGACGAAAAAGAAAUUCUUAUUCAUUUAUUUGUUAUUUCUGACAUUUUGUCCAUCCACUUUCUGGGUUUUUAAAACAUUUUGGGAUAUUCUUGAGACAAAUGUACCUGUGAACACACUUAAUUCAGCUUUAGAGUCAGUGUUGAGCCCUGUCUAGAAGCAAUAACCUAAACAGCUUCUUAAAUAACUCUCAAUAAUAAAGAGGGGAAACUAUUCAAAGCCUGUGCGUCUGAGAUACUUAACCUUCACUAGUCUGCAGGCGGCUAGUUAAUACCAGUGUUUGGGCACCAGACCUUCUCCCAGUAUUUCCUGAAGUCGAUGGAAUGUAAUUAAAUAUGUCACAUUCAUUCCCAUGAAGAGCUAUUUCUUUAUGGUGUCAGAUAUAAAAUUAUAUUAGUGUGGGCCAGCUAACUCUUAAAGAUUAACUUCCUGAAGUUUUAGAACACACAAUAAUGUUCUUAACUACAGAAGAAUUGAUCAACUAAAAAAAAAGGCAUAUAUGGUAUAUGCCUAAAAUUUGAUCAAUAAUCAAGUCUACACAAAGAAAUAAAUAUCAUCGGUUAUUCCAAAGUUUCACAGUUUUAGGCACAAUAAAGCAACCAGGCAUGUGUAACUGGUACUCUAACUCUGAAUAUCACUGUCAAGUGUCUUGUAGUAAUCUGCUGUAUGAAAUGGAAGCAUGGUUUAAAUGUUGGUUUCACUGUUUCUAUUAUUCUAUUCAAUCUAAUAUUCCUUCUGAUCAACACCAGUUUUUGUUAAACUACUCUCUUUUUCUGGUUAUAUUUGCUCUCUUUAGUUUUUCAGUAAGAGAUGGAACUUUGGUAUGUGGUAUGUCAGUGUUUAUCUUAGUGUUAAACAUGAAGCUGAUGAAUGCCAAACCUGGUACUGCAUGGUACAUGUUGAAAGCUGUUUCUUCAUCGGUGUGAUGAAAAUGACUUAUCGUGCUGUUGGAUGAAUCGAAUCAACACUAUUUACUGCAUACAUGACAGACACUUCUAGAUCUUUGGGAAAACAUGAAAAUAUACAGAUUGUCACUUGGUUGGCAGUUUAAAAUUUGCACACCUACACAAAGAACAGUGCAUUUGUGUGAUGGCGGGUCAGGUUUAUGCAGUAGCAGUGGGCUGGGGAGCAACCUUGGAAGGAACAGAGCACAAAGCAUUCUAGGUCUUUGAUUGAUUUUCCCCUUUUGAAAGGUAAAGGCUAGUACCACCCUGUUUUGGAUUUCUCUGAUCCUAGACAACAAAUGAAAAGGUAUCUACAGCUCUGCACGACAUAGGCCUCUUGGUUUUAUAACUGUUCCCAGUGGAAAAAAUUCCAUCUUUAAGAACAAACCGCUUCAUUAACAAGUUAAGGGGCGCUGAUCUGAAAAUAGGAAGAAUUCUCAUUUAAAUAGCUAAAAUAUGAUCGGAUAUGCAAAUUUGAGUGUGUUUCUAAUAAAAGCCUGGUUCUGGACAACAAAAACAUUUCUACAAUGUAGCUGUUAAUUUUGAAAGAUAUUUUGGUUGUGAUGGGACAUGUCACAUUGAAGUGCUGCCCCAACUUGUAAUGUUUGAAAAUUAACUUUUAUGAUGAGCAGCAGUGCACCCAAGGCACUAGGGCAGACAUGAGUCUUGAUCACUGGCCCAUCAGAAUCCAACUAUUAAGGGGUUUAAUUGGGCACUGAAGAGAUUCCAUACUGCCUAAAGCAAACUGAAUUAUACUUUAGAUGGAAUGUACAAUCAAACUAGACAAGCACUCAGAGUGCAGACCUCCACCAAGGAUAGAAAGGAAAACAGGAAGCCCAUGCAGUAAAGGAUCAUGAGCUGGAAUCAAACCUGCAUCUCUGACACAGUUCUGUUUACGAAUCACCUUCUUAACCAGUUGAGCUAUCUGGACACCUUGCUCCAAUUUGUUGGACGACAUACUAACCUAUGAUGUUUUUGUCAUAUUUUGGACCACAUAGUAAAACAUACUAAAAAAUUGAAAGUGAUCCAGAAUCCAGGAUCCUUUCCGGAUUGCCACCAAAAUUAAAUCGACUCUUCCUCUUAUCAUAGUCUACAUCCUCUCAAAAUUUCAUCUGAAUCUGCCCAUGCGUUUUUGAGUUAUCUUGCUAACAGACAGACAGACAAACGCCGGGUGUCACAUAACCUCCUUGGUGGAGGUAAUAAUAUCUUUUCAUGUUUGUCUCAGACUGAUCAGAAUCACCCUGACAUGAAAACAUCAGUUUUAGUUCGUACUUCAAAGUGAAACUUCCUGUCUGCUGUGGUUUUCACUCACCGCUGUCAGUGAGUGCAACACAGCGCAGUCAAACGCUGCCUUUUGGUGACACCACUAAAGCACCAUGACCUACUUUUUUACAACCACGUCGUCAAAUCAUUUGCCAAUGAUAUUUGAAGAAAUAUUCUAUAUAGGGAGUUGAAGACACUAAGACUCUAGCAGCACUAGUGACGACCCAGUCCCUCUUCAGGGUCAGUUCUGGUUCUGGGUAGAACAAGUGACAAGCUUUUUUUAUUUGUUGCUUAUAGAGUUCUAGUUCCCUUUAUUUGGUCUUUAGAGAACUGUGACUGUUUAAAGCAUGUACACUUUUGACUCCAUGUUGUCUGGUGAGGUAAGAGACACUCCUUUUGAUUUUAGUGACCCCGUGACAUUUUCUCAAGGCUCGCCAUCAUCACAGAUUUUAUAUGUCAGAUUCCUGCUAAUUCACAGCAAUAAUUAAAUCAUUGGUAUGUUUGGCUAAGGUAGGGAAAUCAUGUACAACAAUGUCAUCUUUUUGUUGUGAUUAUAUAAACAGGCCCCAUAUGCUUUUAUUAAGGUGAAGAACUGGAGUGAAUGUAGUAAAUGCCUGCUGUUUUGUUAUGCCGGAGUGUAAUGGCCUGUGGAAGAAACAGUCAUACAGAGAACAUCAGAAACCCAUUAGGAUUUGUUUCAUGCCUUAGGAUGUUAUGUUACGGACCAGGGGUUUAAUGCAAUGUCCUUCAGUAUUAAUCGUUGUAAUUGCUUCAUGCAUACUGUAUUUAUCAGAAUUUGUUCUCUUUGAAAUUUAGUGUUGAUGAGAGGAAGAGUGUCAUAGUAUGAUGAGAAAACAAUUAGUGUGCACAUGUUCAAUGAGUAUUGAAACAUUGGACUGGCCCAGUAUUAUAUACUGAUUAUAUUCAUUGGUAGUGAAGUAUAAUAAUUUAAUCAUUUCAUGCUUUUAAUUUACAAAAUUGAAUUAAAAAAAACAUCUAAAUGAGUUUCCAAAAACUGAGUAAAUGUUGUUGUGUCAUGCAAUACAUGAGAAUAUUGUAUGACACACCCCGUAGUCAAUUGUUGUAUCUCAAACAUAUUUAUGUAUCAAAAGAUAAGAAGCUGGCUUACACACAACAGAAAUGAUAUUUCUACAUCAUAAUAAUUACAUCAUGGUAGAAAAAUGUGGUAUCAAUAUCAAAGUUAUUUUAUUUUCUAAUCAUGAAGGGUCAAGUAUUGUUCACCUUAAAAAAGUCUUUGUCUCUGUUCUUUGAGAGAUCUUGCUUUACUUAAUCUUGUCAUUUAGUUUUCAUUUCAUAAUAGGCUAAGUUACAAAAAUACAGAAGUUAUGAUUAUAAAAAACUGUCUUCCAGUUAUUUUGGUCUUUCAUUUUCAAUUCAGUUUCAUGCACCUUUGUAUUUCAUCCAUAUUGCAUUCCCACUUAGACAAAUGCACUCUGCUAAACGAUAACAGUUAAUUGUUGUCAUUUAAAAAAUGUUACUGGGUACUGGAAUUUAUUUUGUAGCUUGUUACUUGUAUUUAAGUUUUUGAAAGUAAACACGUGGUACAUUGUCAGAAAGACGCAGAUAGUAAAAGGCAGGUGUGUUAUUCCACUUUUGUCAUGCACUUUUCAUUAGAACAACUUCCAACCCAGACAGGAAGUACUUCAUAGAUUUUCUCUGAAGUCGUUACAGGUUGUCUGAAUGGAAGAUCAAGCGUUUGAUCAGAAAGCAACAGUGUACCUUGGCUUCAACCUUACUUGAAACUGUUGUUUUUUUUGUUGAAAUGUGUUGUAGCUCACGCUCUGUGUGCAUCUGAGUUUUUUUUUCUUGUACUGAAUAAAAGCAAAACUUUAACUUCA
This is a messenger RNA of Acanthochromis polyacanthus (spiny chromis), 6590 nucleotides long. It is a transcript of the gene gal3st4, whose product is annotated as galactose-3-O-sulfotransferase 4. Lineage: Eukaryota; Metazoa; Chordata; Actinopteri; Pomacentridae. The transcript is spliced from 4 exons. Gene Ontology annotation, cellular component: membrane. The record is from RefSeq and is a predicted model, not a curated record. Bases 273 to 1814 code for a protein of 513 amino acids. Gene Ontology annotation, molecular function: galactosylceramide sulfotransferase activity. Gene Ontology annotation, biological process: glycolipid biosynthetic process.